Poecilia latipinna (sailfin molly) is the source of this 6233-nucleotide messenger RNA. It is a transcript of the gene fam131ab, whose product is annotated as family with sequence similarity 131 member Ab. The transcript is spliced from 7 exons. Lineage: Eukaryota; Metazoa; Chordata; Actinopteri; Cyprinodontiformes; Poeciliidae. The record is from RefSeq and is a predicted model, not a curated record. Bases 691 to 1923 code for a protein of 410 amino acids.
UCAGGAAAUGCAAUCCUAAAUGAAGAACCAGCUCCUCCUCUGCGUGCACCCACAACUCCGCCCUCAUGUGACUCCAGCCAAUCCCGUCUCAUUCCGCUCCUACACAGCAAGAAAAAAGCACAUCCAGAGGGCGGAAAGUCGGCGCAAGCGGUAUAAGAGCGGGAUAAGCAUGGAUUGUUUUUCUAUCAACGUGUCGACUCUUCACUCCCUGACCAGAGACAGUGGACCCAUGUCCAAAAUGUGGCGUGGAUUCGACAGAGAGCAAGGGAGAGUGGGGAGAAAACCCCAUUAACACCGGACGCGCGUGCGCACACACACACACACACACACACACACACACACACACACACACACACACACACACACGCACAGAAACAGCACUGCAGCUCAGCUCAGGUCGGGGCAGAAACCUUAACUGCUGCCUGCAGAGAAGAGCGCUGUCCCUCCGCUGUGGUGCUGAACGUUGCGACGCAGGACUGAGAUCCAAAGGGAGACAAGAGGUUUUAGAAGAGCCGCAGAAAACUUUAUUUUUAUGGAUUUAGAAGAAACAAGCUGAGCAGAAGUGAUGGCCAGACCCCCCUCCAGUCCGACAGGCUUCAGUCCGGCGGUGUGAGCACAGCGGCGGAACCCAGCGGAGGACAGGGACGGAGGCUUUCCAUCUGUGAGGGGGGUCUACAUGCAGCAGCGAGAAUGGGCUGCAUCAGCUCCAAAGCGCCUGUUGUGGCGGUUGAUGGUUCGUUGCGUGUGGACUGGAGCGCGUCCAGCUCCAUGUCUGAUGUCAGGCUCCUGGGGAGCACGCGGACCUGCAUGGCGCGCAGACUGAUACUCGGUGCACCUCUGGGUGCUCUGGACUUCAGCGAGGUGAAUGUUGAUGACACCGUUGAAAUGCUACCAAAAUCCAGAAGAGCUCUUACCAUUCAAGAGAUUGCUGCUCUAGCGCGAUCUUCUCUGCAUGGUAUUUCGCAGGUGGUCAAGGACCAUGUGACGAAGCCUACAGCCAUGGCGCAGGGCAGAGUGGCCCAUCUGAUAGAGUGGAAGGGAUGGUGCAAGCCCAUGGACACUCCGGCAGCUCUGGAGUCAGACUUCAACUCUUAUUCUGACCUCACUGAGGGAGAGCAAGAAGCACGCUUUGCUGCUGGUGUGGCAGAGCAGUUUGCCAUCGCCGAGGCUAAGCUGAGGGCCUGGUCCUCUGUGGACGGCGACGAGUCCAAUGAUGACUCAUAUGAUGAAGACUUUCUGCCUGCCAGCGAGCCCACCACACAGAGCACAGAACUGUCGUCUUAUCCGCCGUACUUGAAGGACCUGAUCCACAGCCAGCUCUGCCAGCACCUGGGCAUGCGAAGGCCCUGUCCCGAGAGUGGAGGAGGGAUCGGCGAGGGCGGUGGCAGCAGAGAGCCCUCCCCAACGGCGGGCUCUCCGGACACGCUCUGCUCCAGCCUCUGCAGCCUCGACGAGCAGCACCCGCUGCUCCGCGAUCUGAGGACUCAUUGCGGUAAUCACGCCCAAAACAACGCAGCUGAACUUGCUGCAAAGAUCCUGUCUGCGCUGCAUGGAGGGGAGGAGCUGCUGGCCCGACUUCAGAGGGUGGGACAUAGUGGGCCUUGUGGGGGAGACUGUGGCUUCCACAGCUUGAGUGGGGGCGGCCGGGGCAGCAGGUCCUACGGAGGUCAGGAUUCUCCUUGCUACUCCAUGUCUUACUCUGAAACAUAUCUGUCACCUGGUGAGGAUGAUGACACCCCCUGCAAGGACUAUGAAGGCACUGUGUGCCAGGAGGAGGCGGAGGGCCAGGGCGUGGAGUACCCUCCUGACUACGACCCACACAGGAGGGUGUCCGAUGUGGCCUCCUCAGGGGUUGUUUCCCUCGACGAGGAGGAGGAAGAGGAGGAGCUGGAGGAGAGAGCAGAAGAGCCGAACAACCAAUGACUCCUUUUUUUUCUCAUCUCAGUAUUUGGGGAGGGGCUUCUUCAUUUUCAGCGACAACUUCCCCUCUUCGUCACGGUGUCUGAACAGUUUGAACCUUUUGAAUGAUGCGUAAAUCAUCUGUCUUUGCCUUAUACUCGCAGCAUCUCAGCUCUCCUCUCCAUCCGUUAAGUGCUUUGGCCCCAUUCCACGUGUUGACACUUUUUGUUUUGAAGGCGUCCAAACAAUCCUUUUUCAUCAGUGUGAGAACGGCGAGGGCUGGACUAGGCAUGGUCAGUCCAGGGACUAACUCUCGGGUAUGACACCCACAGUUUUUCGGCUUCUUCGGUGUGGUGAAAGGACUCUGCUACAGGCAGACAGAUCGACUGAGAGUCCAAACCUCUGACUUAUAUCUGCAUGUUUUUUGCAAGUGCUGAAAUCAAUGGGUUGACCUGGGCUCGAGCACGUUUUUGUAAUCUCAGCUGUGCUGUAUCACCCCUACCCAUCUCUCUCUCUCUCUCUCUCUCUCUCUCCCUCUCUCUCUCUCUAUCUUUCAUGAGUGAGCAGGCUGACACUGCAUCCUGGCACCUGUCCUCACCCCAUCCCUCAUCUCCUAACCUCUUUCCUCUAUCCUUUGCAAGAGAGUAAAUCGCAUCCUUCUGGGCAUGGCUUGCUGAGUAUGCCAAAUUAUUUAACCCUGUCACUGUCAAUUAUGAGCAAAUGCUGGAAUGUCUUCAAAGUGACAGGAAAUGGUAUGUAUUUAAAAAAAAAAAUCAUGCGUUCCAAAUGAUAUGACAGAAAUGAUAUGCUUUUGAUGUACUAGUUUUCUAUCAGUCAUGUUGUUGUUCAUGUCAUCAUCAUGAUGGACAGCUGGCAUAUUGAUGAACAGCUGCUCGGUGUUCCCCCGGUGUUUUCUGUGGAGGAAACCUGAACUUUGCUCUUGAAAAAGAAAAACUCACAGCAGGGACACAGGAAACACAAAGAGAGAGUUCCCGAAGCGACGCCUCAACGACGGAUGUUUGGCAACAAGCGACAGAAACCUAUUUUCCUGUGCAGAGAUGGGUUGCAUUUGGAGAUUUUUCUAUAUUUUUGUAUGCGUUGUCUUGCUUUGAUCUCCUUGCCUACGCGGCGUGCCAGUGUAUGUGGUCUUUGCACGAAGCUAAUGUGGCUGUAGAUUUCUCCUGUUCUUUGUUAUCACUGUGUGAUAUAGUCUACUGGGAAAAAAAAAAAAAAGCAACAAUACAAAUGUGAAAUUUUACCUUUUUUUUCAAGAGGAUACUGUGAUACGGUUUUUUGCCAUUUAUCAUGAUCCUCAUGAAGAGCUCGUUUUUUUGUUUUUUUUAUUUAACCCUUGUGCGUGCGAGGACUGAGGCAAACGUAGAGAACUGUGGCAAAUGAUACAAGUUUUACGUGUGUGGGGUCAGAUGGACCCCAUUUCUAAACACAAGGGUUAAAAACUUCUAAAUACUCAUCUUUUCUUCUUAUGUUGACUCUUGGAAAGCUUUGCCUUUUUAUUCUGUACUCUCCCUUUCUAUAAUGCUUGCAAAAAGGCAUGUAAUGUGACACGUUAAGAGCCUACUUCAUCCUCUCCAUGUUGACGUACCUGAGAGAAAAUGUCUUUCAUGCAACUCAGGAAAUCCCAUUGAACCAGAGCAUGGAUGCAUUCAUUCCCACACGCACGUAGGCAUGGGCUGGUUGGUGGUACCAAAACGUUACACUUUCAAAACAGCUAAAAGUUUAAAAUGAGUUACCAGGAUCAAGGAUACCAAGGUUUUAAAAGAGCUACACUUUCAAAGUUUUCUUAUUUUCCCUUUUUAUCGUCCCCAGAGAGCAACAAAGGUUGAAGAUAAACGUAGAUCUCAUUUAGACAUUUCAAGUGUGUAAAUAACCCUGAUUUAAUAUAUUUCAUCUAGGUUUAGACUAAGGAAAAAAGCCUAAUUUAAAGGUAGUCUAAGCUUAAAAUUUUAAUAAAAAAUCUGUGAGGUCCACAACCAAAAUGUAAUAAAUCAUACAAAAUGCCAAAAAACAUUCAGUGACAUUCAUUUGCCUCAAUCCUUAUAAAAGUUAUCCAUUUAUAAAUUAAGAUUUUGGAGUAAUGAUGUGUAAUGAUGUGAUUUGAGUUGCUGGUUCAAAUCCCGCUCCCUCUGUUUCAGUCAUUGUGUCCUUAGAAAACUUCCCUCACCUUGCCUACUUGUGGUUGUCAGAGGACCCGAUGGUAGCUAUGGCUACAAUGUAGCUCACCACCAUAAAGUGCUUCAGAGUCCUUGAUAAAAAGUCAUACAAAUUAACAUCUUGUUAGCAUUUAGUAUUUAGACCAGAUACUAACAGCUUAGAUAUUUAGACACUACAUUCAUUUCUAAAAUGGAGAUACUCUCUGGGAUGGGUUAAAGUCCAUUAUUAAAAUACCUUGAGAUAGUAUUUGUCAAACCGAGUGAAAAUUUCCAAAGCAAAUGUUUUUUUUGUUUUGUUUGUGUAGCAUUUUUGUUAACUUUGAAAACAUUUAGUACCCUUAGCUUCCCCUAUGUACAUCUUUCCAGACAAAUCAUGAAGCGCUAAUUUAUUUGGCUCUUCUGGAAACUUUCAGUUGAAUAAAAUCCUAGAUUUGGUUAUUGACUGAUACAAAUUCUUCAAGUAGUUAAUGAUUGUAUUCAUGUUCUUGUUUUGAAGUGGGUGAAGACUGUUUACGUAGCUGUUCCAUAUCCUGUGAUGACAGAGCGGCAAAUGGCGUCUAUUCUGUACCCGGAGUGAAUCGCUGUAGAACUACAGUCUGCAGCCUUACUGUAAACUGAUGUCCUCCCUGUUUUCUGACCGAAGUCCUGCUGUGGUCAAUCAACAACAGAGUUAGCAAUGCUCAGCAACUAUAAAGUGGUCUCAAUCAUUUCAGGCUUAACAAAUUUUACUCUCAGAUUUGUUGAGCCUCAAAAUGGUCAAGAGAUCUCACCAUUUUGAGGGCGAUACAUUGUAACACAUGACGGUAUCCAUAUGGUUGAAUUUAGUGCUCGAGCACAUUAGCAUUAGCUCAUGUUAAAUGCUACAAUAGUAUAGUGAGUUAGCAGAACUAAUCUUUAUGAUUAGUGCUUUAGGGUCAAUGCAACUAAUUUUAGUUAGUGCUACCCACCUAUGAUGGCAUGAAAACAUAAUUUAACAUGAUUUAAAAUUUGAUAAAUGUUUGUGCACUUGUAUCAAAAUGAAGUAGUAAUAUUAACUAUGCUAACAUUGUUAUUUUACCAUAUGUAGGAAUAAAUUGUUGCUUUUUUUAUUUAAAUCACAGUAGUUCAAUCUUGCUAUGUUUGUAUAAAUCCUUCUUUUAAACAUCAUGACACUGUGAAACCAAGGUGAUCAUUUGAGAACCUGCUACCGGCCCAUGCCUAAAUGUACAAGCUCCACUCCUCUUUCACUCUCACCCUGCAUGUGUGCACAUGUUCAAGAGAAACCCUGGAGUGAGUCGUCAUUUUCUACAGUACGACAUAAUUCAAGCACCGACUUGAUCCCCACUUCUAUGCUUUUUGUUCAAAGAAGCCUCAAUGUGUGUGUGUGUUUGUAUUUUGAGAUUUUGUGAAACUGUGUGUCCAGCUGUGUCUCGUAAGAUGUCAGCAAGCGCUCCCAGCUUGCACAGUCAAUUAAUUCCAAAUCCCCUCCAAUGCAGCGAUUCCCUUUAAAACAGUGUUUUGGGGUAGGUCAUCUCCUGUUUGAGGCUUAACUUUUUCUGGUUUCGAUGGAUUAAACUAAAACUAAGGUUUGACAUCGCCUCAUUUACAGAAAACAGCAAAUGCUAGUGUUAAGAGUUAGGCAAAACCGUGAAAACUCAGGGGGAACCAUUGAAGCUGUGCCUUUCAUACAUCACCUUUGACCUCUCAAACUGCAUGACUAUCCUCACGUCCUCCUCGGUGUCUAAGACCACAGUUCAACUCUCAUCCCCUCAAACAGGGAUCACAGUAAUGUGUACCCCUUAGACAGAGGCAUCAGGAAAUCCUGUUGUAUCUCCUGCAGUGAUGAGAGCUUGCAGCGUCACUGUCCUUUUGCUUGACAUUAAAAGCCGGGCAACGCUGGCGAAGCGAGUUCGCGCUUUUGUCGAAGCGCGGUGACGCGACCGUCCCAUUGUCUCACAACCUUCCCCCUUUUUCCUCCCCCGUUUAUCAGCUCACUCUGAGCGCCUCUUGUGCACGCUUUUUCUCUGCAUGUCUAUCUGAAUGUCCUUGCGGCUUCAAGUAAAGACGGGCACCUUGGACUUUCUCUGUUUCUCACAUCUACAUGUAUGUGCUGUGAAUCUUAUACUUCUGAGAACUGUGACUCUGUUCAGUCACCACCAAGAGAACAGUUUGUCCUCACAUGGA